CGUGAAGAGAGAGUUGACUGAGAGGUGCUCUCUCUGAUGUAAUCCUGAUCUCAUUGGCCACAGAUCAAGCCCGUCCUCCCCGGCUCUCACACUGUUGCUCCCGCGACAAAAACAGCGACUGGACAUGACAGCAGCACGGUGACAACAUUAAAGAGCACCCAGAAAGACACUUAAACCCAUACAUAUGUCAAAUUGGACCCAAUAAUGGGCUUUAUCUCACAUUUUCUCUGUAUCAACGGCGGCCGCCUCUUGCCUACUGCUGUUCUGCCCUGAGCGGCUUCAGGCUAAGCUAGCGCGCUACAUACAUCCAGAUCACUUCCAAAGCACGGGAUUUAUUUGAAGCAUUAUAUUACUCUAGAUUGUCUCGGUAUUUUUGUUUUUCCGAACACGUAAGUAUGGCUCACACGGGUGGAGCGGAAGUCGCGGGUGGAGGGAGCGGCAGCACGGGGCAACUGCGCUCCCGCCUCGGCCUCCGGAGCGGCUCGUGCUCAGCUGAGAGUCAGGAGCAGCUUCGCGCGGUGAAAGCAGCGCUGCUUGAGCGGUUGGGACCGCACGAGCGCCUGCUCACAUACCUGCAGUCUGUCCUAUUGUGGGAGAGACCCUUUCACAGCGUCCUGCUUUACACGGCCGCCAAUGUCAUGUUCUGGUUUUUUGCUCUGAGCUCUUUGAGGUUGCUCUUUCUGCUGGCAUCAGGUCUGGCUCUGGCUGUUUGUGUCGACACUUGGAGGAAUAAGAUCUGGCCUAAGAUCAGAGUUAAAAGACAAGAUGAGAGUGAGAAUGAAAGCUGGGGUCUGGUGCAGCCUGGGACUUUGAGUGUGCCUGAAUUAUGCCACCACCUGGCUAAAGUUUGGGUUACAGGCUCUUCCUGUGCAACAGAUCUUGUGCAGUUCAAACGGCAAAAUCCAGGGAAGUUUUGUAUGCUGGUUUGUGGUCUGUUCACCUUAGUGGCCACGGUGGGGCGCUACAUCCCUGGACUGGUGCUGUCAUACAUGGCUUUGAUGGGUGUGUUGCUGUGUCCAUUGGCUCUGUAUUAUCGGCUGUGGCAGCUUGCAUGUGUGAAGCUGGAGCCAGCCCUGCAGUGGCUGGACUUCAGCGCCAAGGGAUACAUGAUGUCAAAGCCUAUAGAUAACCAGUUUCUUCGUAAGCCCAUCAGAAGCGGGACCUCAGAUGACGCUAGUGACAGCGAAGAAGAACUGGCUGCAUUCUGCCCAUCGUUUGAUGAAGCAGCGGUUGCUAAGGAGCUGGCACUGACUGACUCUGAGCACUCAGAUGCUGAGGUGUCGUACAUGGAUAACGGCACCUUUAACCUCUCCAGAGGUCAAACACCCCUAACAGAUGGCUCAGAGGAUCUAGACAGACACAGUGAUCCAGAAGAAUCAUUUGCCUGUGGGCUUCCAGACUUCCCCUCCAUCAACCCAGAUGCCACCCUGAUGGAGGACGAUGAUGAUGCCAGCAUCGGGCUGCCCAGUCUUAACUCAGCCGCACUCUCUGGCCCUCGCGGCUCUACCUCUGCCCUGCUGGACAUGGACACUCAGAUGGACUCUGAUCAGGAAGACUUCGACCCUGAGAUCUCCUUUGGCUCCCUAAAUACUACCUCUGACCUCACUAGUAACUUGGCAGGGGUCAUCGCCAGCAACAUGAUCCAGGCAGCCAUCGCAGGAGCCAUGCAGCCCCGCCCACCGCAGGGUCCUCGGAGAGAGAGCGGCCCACGGGCAGGAGCUGCUCCGAGGGGAUACAGAAAGCAGUCAAGCUCGGAGCUGGACACAGACCUGGACUUUGAUGGCGAGGACUUUGAGAUGUUGGAUCAGUCCGAGCUGAACCAGUUGGAUCCUUUUGGAGGGGGGCAGGGGGGCCAAAACAGAACCCAGGGAUCCAGUUUCCUUUCCAAUUUACUGGGGAAGCCACAGUGAGCCCAUCUUGCAGAUACUCCCUCCGUCUGUCUGCUCCUCAUGUCCCUUGCACCUUGAUCCGUGUAGAACAGUGGUCUCAAACUCAAUUCCUGAAGGGCCACAACUCUGUAGAGUUUAGUUCCAACCAGCUCCAUUUACUUGGAAGUUUCUAAUAAUCCUGAAAGACUUGAUUAGCCGGAUCAGGUGUGUUUGAUUAGGGUUGGAGCAAAACUAUGCAGAGCUAUGGCCCUCCAGGAAUUGAGUUUGAGACCCCUAGUGUAGAAGUUUGCAGUGUUGGUUUGAAUGUCUACUGAGAUGCUUAACAUUUUUCUGAGUGAGUGCGACGAAGAAAGAGUGUGUUUGUUUUGCACUGUUAUUGUAAUAUUAGAUUCACUUGCCAGGUUAGUUACACUGGCUGCAGUUGAUAUCACUGUGAAGUAAUCUUGUUUGUAAUCUGAAUCUUCUUUGCUCUGUGAGCUUCCGUGUCCUCUUUCAUUCGUCUGAGAGUGUAUGACACUUGUGUGUGUGAGACUCAUGAUUUACUUUGUAGGCUAAGCAAUAGGACAACGAUCAUAGAAACAUUUAAAAAGAUCCAAAAUCUCUUUAACUUCUUAGAAACCAGCAAAACAAACAUCAAACCUUUUUACUACAUCCAAAUCUUAUAGAUCUUUCACACCAGUCACUGUAUUGUUUGUCUUCAAUAAUAACCCGUGGGACCAAAUCAGGCAUUCCACCAUCGCAUGUAAGAAAGAUUGUGAAAUCUACAGUCUGAGGAGUCUGAUGAAGGAGCAGUGACAUAUUAAGGCAGCAACCUCAUCUCAUGUUGUUAAAGUGGUAGUUCACCCAAAAAUCUUAAUUCUGUCUUCAUUUACUUGUACUCGUGCCAUUUCGAAACCUGUAUGACAUUCUUUCUUCUGUAGAACAUAAAAGAAGAUA
Messenger RNA from Carassius carassius (crucian carp), 2825 nucleotides. RefSeq names its product reticulophagy regulator 3-like. The record is from RefSeq and is a predicted model, not a curated record. NCBI's taxonomy places the organism in Eukaryota, Metazoa, Chordata, Actinopteri, Cypriniformes, Cyprinidae. Bases 396 to 1910 code for a protein of 504 amino acids. The transcript is spliced from 9 exons. Gene Ontology annotation, biological process: reticulophagy.